AUGCUCGAUCCUGUGGUCCUGCAGGUUAAUGCACCUCCUUUUGUGACCGAAGAAAGCAUCAGUGAACCAGGUGUGGGAAGCCUCAAACAGACUCAGCGACGAUGCUCCUUCAUUAAGAAGAAGAAAGACAGGCCCUUGAUCGACACUGGAAAUACCAAGGAGGAUCCCACAGAGGAUGUCAGCAUUCCCAAAGAUCUCGAUCUGGUGGCCCUGCCACAACUUUGCUUUCCAGGGGGGCUUCAGGUAACUCAGGAGCAGCGGGAAGAACAAUUCCACUUUUUGGUGUUCACUGACGUCUUUGGAAACCAGUCACAUGGAGUAGUUCUCCAGUACUAUAGACCUAUACAGGAAGGAAUGCUGUAUCAGAAUGGACACCAGUCCUCCAAGACGUCUCCACCAAUCUAUGCAGCCUAUGGGAUAUGUGUUAUAUCAAAAUAUCCAUAUUAUAAUGCUCUCAAGGACAGCCUGUCCAGUCUCGCAGGCCAGCUCAAAAUAGGCCAAAAGACUGAUAUGGAAGAGCAAGUGAAAGAAUUCACAGCCAAACUGGCUCUGGUCCCAAUUCCUCCUCCUGGUCAGCUGCAUGUGAUGUUCACCCUGCAUCCUCUCACAGUUGUACUUCCAUCCAGAGAAGAUAAAAAUCAACCUGUCAUUGAUCUGGACCUGCAUCUUCCAUUCCUCUGCUUCAAGUCCAGAGAGCUGCUGCAGAUCAUUACCAGUAUACUCACAGAACAGCGUCUGGUGUUCUUCUCUUCUGACUGGGCCAAACUGACCCUGAUCGCAGAGUGCUUCUUGCUGUAUAUUCGACCACUGCGCUGGCAGCACCCACUUGUGCCCAUACUCUCCCAACAGAUGCUUGAUUUUGUCAUGGCACCGACCGCCUUCCUUAUGGGAUGCCAUCUCAACUACUAUGAGGAAGUUGCCAUAGAAACAGAUGGCCUUAUUCUGAUCAAUAUUGAUGAGGGAACAGUGAGCUUCUCUGGCUGUCAUGAUGUUGACAUUCCAGAAGUUCCGCAGGCAGCUGCUCAGUGUUUUAGGAGACGAAGAAAGGGUCUUCAGCUACACUAUGACCUGGAAGUGGUUCAUCAGGGCAUGCAUACAGAUAUGAAUGAGCUGCGUAUGCAGAGAAGACACUGGCAAGACAGACUUAAUAGGGAUAUUCAGAACAUCACCCUGGAGCUAAUUGUCAACAUGUUUAGAGAUGUCAAUGAUCACCUCAAUUAUAAGCACAGAGUCUUUAACACUAAUGAGUUUCUAAGGACCAGGGAACCAGGGAACCAACCAUUUUAUAAAACGGUUUUGGAAACACACAUUUUUCACUCGUUCUUGAAAGACUGUUUGAAUGGAAAGAUGGACACAUUUAGCCGAAUGGAGCUGAGUACUCGGACACAAGUCCAAAAAUGGAGGGCAUUGGUAGAUUCCUCUCGCAGACCCACUAUAAAGCAGAUGGCUUUGAAAAAUGGCUGCUCAGAGAACAAUCCAGGUAAAAGUUUGGGCAUGAGUCCUCCUAACCUGGGUGACGAGAGCCACACGAGUGUCCCUACACUGACAUCUCCGACUAAGAUUAUUCAUGAAACAUCUCUAAAUAUACCUGCCAGACCAGUAAAGAUCUUCAAACUGCCAAGUUUCCCUCCUCCCUUGAACUAUCCAUAUGUAUGCCAUUACUUUGGAGACCUUGUCCUCCAGUUGAACAAAGCCAUAUCAACCAUCCCACCUGAUGACUCCUUGCUGCUAGCCAGAUACUUCUACCUCCGCGGCCUCAUCAACAUGCAGCGUUCCAAGCAUUUAGAGGCCCUCAGUGACUUUCAGAACCUCUACAAAACAGAUAUUGAGAUUUUUCCUGGAGAGCUGGUAAAGACGUUAGUGGACUCUCUGCAGACAGAGGAGAAAGCCCAGGCAGAGAAGAGAUCUGAGCUCAAAUGGCUUAUCUGUCAGGUGAAGAACAAAGAUAAGAGUGGGCAUGUGGAAUCAAACGAUCACGUGAAGAAGUUUGAGCUGCCCAAGACCGCCAUGUCGCUGGAGGAGUUUGUGAAGUGCACUCAGGAAGCUGACAUUGUGCGCGAUGUGGCUACAACCCAGAGAUUGUUUGAGGCUUUGACUGCUGGUAUGUUUGUACAUCUCUUUGUCACCGCAUGA
This is a messenger RNA of Xyrauchen texanus (razorback sucker), 2133 nucleotides long. It is a transcript of the gene dennd3b, whose product is annotated as DENN/MADD domain containing 3b. The coding region runs from base 1 to 2133 and encodes 710 amino acids. Gene Ontology annotation, cellular component: cytoplasmic vesicle. Gene Ontology annotation, biological process: regulation of Rab protein signal transduction. The record is from RefSeq and is a predicted model, not a curated record. The transcript has 12 exons. NCBI's taxonomy places the organism in Eukaryota, Metazoa, Chordata, Actinopteri, Cypriniformes, Catostomidae.